Messenger RNA from Trypanosoma brucei brucei TREU927, 2046 nucleotides. Its product is annotated as kinesin, putative. The record is from RefSeq and is a predicted model, not a curated record. Gene Ontology annotation, molecular function: ATP hydrolysis activity; microtubule motor activity; microtubule binding. Gene Ontology annotation, cellular component: kinesin complex; microtubule. The transcript has a single exon. Gene Ontology annotation, biological process: microtubule-based movement. Bases 1 to 2046 code for a protein of 681 amino acids. NCBI's taxonomy places the organism in Eukaryota, Euglenozoa, Kinetoplastea, Trypanosomatida, Trypanosomatidae.
AUGGCGGAUAUGAAGAAGGUAACAGUUGCGGUUCGAGUCCGGCCCAUUUUGCGCGAUGGCAUCAGUCAAGCACAUGUGCAGGAGAAGUUUGAACUUGAGGCCAUACGCCGUACCGGAGACACAACACUAAAAGUAGAGUUGGAGCGACCCGGUGAGCCCACACGCGGCAGCGCCUUCACAUUUGAUCACAUCUUUGACCAAGAAAGCACACAGUUGGAUGUGUACGAUGAGGCCGUUGCAGAUCUCGUUGAUAUGAGUUUAACAGGCGCCAACUCAACAAUUUUAGCUUAUGGCCAAACUGGCUCUGGGAAAACGUUUACGGUACUCGGUGAUGUGAAACCCAACCCACUGGAGGAUGAUUUGCUCACGAAAGACAGCGGCAUGUUCCUUCGAGUGCUGAGCGAUUUGAUGGAGUACAAACGACGCCAGCUUGCGCGUGGUUUUCAUGUGGUAGUGGGUCUCAGUUGCGUUGAGAUUUACAACGAAAACAUACGCGACCUCUUUGGUGGCACGCCAAACUCACCACCGCCCUCCAUUAAGGCAGUGAUGAUUGGUGAGGAGGUGUUGUUGCCAUCACUCAUCAUAAAGGAAAUGACAUCACUUCAGGCCGUCUUCAGUGAAAUCCAGUUGGCCAUUUCCCGUCGUAAGAGUCGAUCCACAGAGGCAAAUGCCGUCUCGAGCCGCAGCCACUGUUUAUUUCUUAUUGACAUCCUCCAGCAAUCGACAACGGCACCCGCUCCGUCACUCACCGCCAUUCUGCAAACAAAGAAAGGCACAAAAGAUGUGGAAGCCAAACGGAUUUCUACUUUGAGUGGCAUCAGCAAUAAAAACGGUGCCCCCAUCGAGUUGAAGCCUGGCGAGUUGCCCUUCGAUGGGAUGGUUUAUCGUCUUCAAGGCCAGAAGGAACCGAUUUAUGGCAGUAAAAUUCUUCUAGCGGAUUUGGCUGGAAGUGAGAAAAUAUCGCGUAGCGGCGUUACUGGUGAAGGACUGGCGGAAGCCACAGCCAUCAAUAGCAGCCUCACUGCUCUCGGGAAUGUCGUCCACAGUUUACAUGAGGGCGGUUAUGUGAGUUACCGCACCUCUAAUUUAACGCGGCUUCUUAAGCCCACCUUUAGCCAUCCCAACUCGCGUGUGUUGCUUUUAUCGCAGGUAUCGCCCACGCAAAUGACCUUCGACGAGACCAUUAGCACGCUUCACUUUGCGAAUAAAGUGAAGGCAAUGAAAGUAACCACAUCCACCGGAAUGGAGGCGGACAAAAUUCAAUUCGAAUAUGUGGAAGCCGGUCGCACGUACGAUGGCCUCCUGGCAGACCUCCGACUUUUCGCCGUAGAGCAACAGACGAAAGUUGGCGUCAUUAGGCGCCGAUGCCGUCAGAACGAUGGUUUAUUUUAUGCCCCGCUUCCGAGCGGUCGGGCGGGUACACGAGAGCGACGGCAGGCAUUCAUUGAAUCUAUUGGUGCCAAUAAAGCCGCUACUGAGGAGCGAGAAGCGGGAAAAGUUGCGCGGGAGCGGGAAGCAGCGGCUUGGGAAGAGGAAUUACGGCGCAAACGCAAGGAUGGUGCGGAAUCGGCGGCUGCCACACAUGCGCAACUUUUACGUGAGGCGAAAGAAGGACUAGCGGCAGAAGAAAAGGCAGUGAAACAUCAGGCAAUGCAAGAGGUGCAACAUGCGCAAGCUGCCGGAGCAGCGAAGUUACAGGCGGAAGAGGAGGCGUCACGUGCUUUACUGUUGGGUCGAUUUGCACAAGUGAUGAGUGACUUUUGCCGUGCUCGGUUGCAAGAAGCAGCACGUGUGGAAGAGGAAAUUAGCAGAGAACUCAACAGCACUCGAAUGGCUUCAUCAUCAGGUGGUAAUGGCAGCGGUGCUGCUUCUGAAGUGCCUGUAGAAGAUUUGGAGUAUGCGGUUUCAUGUUGGGGACACUCAAUCGCAAAGAAAUUCUACACGAACUGUGCUGAACUGCGGGAACUACAGUUGCAAAUGUGCAUGAUAGGAAGAAGUUGCCUCACGAUGGAGCGUUGGAAAGCGGAACAUGUCGGAACCGCAUGA